Messenger RNA from Malania oleifera, 1809 nucleotides. RefSeq names its product aluminum-activated malate transporter 2-like. Lineage: Eukaryota; Viridiplantae; Streptophyta; Magnoliopsida; Santalales; Ximeniaceae. The record is from RefSeq and is a predicted model, not a curated record. Bases 30 to 1409 code for a protein of 459 amino acids. Gene Ontology annotation, cellular component: plant-type vacuole membrane. Gene Ontology annotation, biological process: malate transport. The transcript is spliced from 6 exons.
CUACAUGCAAGUAGAUUGUAGUGUUGAAAAUGGCAAGUGGAAAUGAUCAUCCUGUGGAGGGAAAUGGUUAUGGCUGCUGCGAAUGCCAGCGGUGGGAAUGGAUGAAGGGAUUGCCCAUAAGGAUAGGAGAGAAGCCAGUGGCUGUUGGAAAGAAAAUGAAGAAACUUGGUCAAGAUGAUCCCAGAAGGAUUAUUCAUUCGGUGAAAGUGGGAGUGGCCAUCACCUUGGUGUCAUUGCUGUACUACUUUGAACCUCUCUUUGCUGGCUUUGGUGCGUCUGCAAUGUGGGCUGUUCUAACUGUCGUGGUGGUCUUCGAGUUCUAUGUAGGAGCAACACUUGGAAAAGGGUUAAACAGGGGAUUGGCAACACUUGUGGCUGGUGCUCUAGGUGUUUUUGCACAUGAAUUGGCUAGUCUUUCUGGAAAGAGUUGCAAGCCUGUACUCCUUGGCUUAUUUGUCUUUCUGCUAGCUGCUUCAGUAACAUUUCUAAGAUUCUAUCCUAGACUGAAGGCAAGAUAUGACUAUGGGCUGUUGGUGUUUAUAUUGACAUUCAGUAUGAUAUCUGUAUCUGGGUAUCGUGACGAGGAAGUACUUGGAAUGGCCCAUCAGAGGUUGUCAACUAUCCUCAUCGGUGGUGCUACUGCUGUGAUUGUAUGCAUACUAAUUUGCCCAGUAUGGGCUGGUAAUGAUUUACACAAUUCAGUGGCCAGCAACUUGGAAAAGCUUGGGAGCUUCUUAGAAGGUUACGGAGUGGAAUGCUUCAAAGUUCCUACAGAUGGGGACACUGUGGAUCAGAAGACAGCUUUCCAGGAAUAUAAAAGUGUAUUGAAUUCAAAAAACACUGAAGAAUCAUUAGUUAAUUUUGCAAAAUGGGAACCUCCUCAUGGUAAGUUCAGGUUCCGUCAUCCUUGGAAGCAAUAUUUGAAAAUUGGAACCCUAACUCGACAAUGUGCCUACCGCAUUGAAGCUCUAACCGGCUACCUUAAUGCUGAGUUCCAAGCACCGCUAGAGAUUCAAAGAAAAAUUCAGGAGUCAUGCACAGAGAUGAGUUCAGAAUCUGGAAAGGUUUUGAAGGAAUUAGCAUCAGCAAUCAAAACAAUGACUCAGCCAUCCUGCACAAAUCCACAUAUUGCAAACUCAAGAACUGCAGCUAAAACCCUAAAAUCCUCACUCAAAACAAGCCUAUAUGUAUGGGAAGACACCAAUAUUCUGGAGCUUAUACCCAUGGCAACUGUAGCCUCCCUGCUGAUUGACAUAGUCUCAUGCACAGAGAAAAUUAGCGAGGCUGUUCAUGAGCUAGCCUCCCAUGCACAUUUCAAGACAGCAGAUCCUCCGACAGAGACAAAUUCCGGCAUGGAUGGAAUUCAUCAUGUUAUUAAGAUUGAUGGCUCAUCUACAUGUAUAGAGUAAUGUGGGACUCCACGAAAGGAUCAGCACAGGAAUGUGAAAUCACUCUCAAUUCACUGCAGAGUCUAUCUGAUGCAUUGAGAAUGUUUCUAUAUAGUUGUAGCUCUGUCCUCGUGUUGAGUACAAUACAAUACUUGAAAUCAUCUCUUGGAUGAUGAAAGCUCUGCUAACCUGAGCGAUGCAAAGGUCUUUGUUUGCAGUCUGAGGCUUUCAGUAGUAUCUCUUAAUGCCAAUUUUAAAUAGGAUCAGUAUAGAACUAUAGAGAGCAGUUGAUAGCCGCAAGAAAGAAGCAAUGAAGAUGCUUACUGUGUUUUAGAUGGCGAGGAGAUGGUUUUGAUCCGAUUAUCAAGGGGAUGGAUAACAAAAUCCUAUUGGAAAUAGGUAAAGAUCUGAUUACAGUUGA